AUGUCGUCUGUGAAGGCCCUCAAUCCAUCCUUGCAGGCCCGCCGUGACCCGUACUACAAGCGCAACCACAUGGGCCGCGUCACAUGUACUCUCUGUGAUGUCUGCUGCACAGAUGACAAUAACUUUUUGAAGCAUAUUGCAGGGAAGACGCACUGCACACAACUGGAGCGCAGGGAGCGUUAUGCACGUCGUGAGGAGCGGCUGGCGGUUGAGGAGGAAUUGAAUAGGGAGGCAUGCCGACGCGCGGCGCAGGAAAAGGCGACACGUGAGCUUUUAUUACAACAGCAGGAUCAGCAGGCAGGCAGUCGUGGUGGUGCGACAGGCACGGCCAUCGCAUCCUUCGCACCGUUUGGCAGGCCGCAGUUCAAUUACUGCACCGAAAAUGAUCCAGAGUUGUUUCAGACAAAAGUGUGGAUGGAAUUUUUCUUUCCGCAGGCAGCGGCGGGGGUUCGACCACUGCACCGCUGGCGGUCUGCGAGAGAGCAGGACAUGGAGAGGCCACCGGAUGACAGUGUCGUGUAUUUACUUUUGGCAUGCGAGGGAUAUGUGACGAUUGCCGUCAAGUUUCCAUCGAAACUUCCGCGCACAUCCGCAUCCUCCUCUGUUGGCAUGACCGCAAAGACAAUGGCGCCCUACGGGAGUGACGUUGCGGUAACUGCCAGUGAUGAGGAGGAGGGACGUUAUCAUUGCAGCUGGGAUCCAUUGAAGAAGGUCUACUCGCUCUUUUUUAUUCUCGGCUAA
Trypanosoma cruzi is the source of this 741-nucleotide messenger RNA. RefSeq lists its product as uncharacterized. Gene Ontology annotation, biological process: spliceosomal complex assembly. The record is from RefSeq and is a predicted model, not a curated record. Gene Ontology annotation, cellular component: U2-type prespliceosome; catalytic step 2 spliceosome; U2 snRNP. Bases 1 to 741 code for a protein of 246 amino acids. The transcript has a single exon. Lineage: Eukaryota; Euglenozoa; Kinetoplastea; Trypanosomatida; Trypanosomatidae.